AUGUCACUGUUUCAAAAUAGUGGAAACGAUAAAAAAAAUUGUAAAAAGUCGUUAAGUAGUUUUACCACCUCCUGUGAACCAUCCAAAAAUACUGAAUAUUGUGAAUCUUUUUAUCCAAAUCAAAGAAGAAGUGUAACAUUUUCUCCUUGUCAACAAAAAGAUUCUAAUUCAUCUACAAAUAUUAAUUCAAAUAAUUUACAAAUUGAAAAUAAUUUACCACAAUCAGAAAAUUGUAACUUAAUUUGUAAUCCUAUCUCAACAAACAAUCAGACGCAAAAAACUGGGAAAAGUACAUUUUAUAAAAACUUCAAUCCAUUUCAUAAAACACCAAUUUCUAAAAAUUUAUUUAACAACGAUGAUGAACGAUUGCCUUUGAAAGCAACAGAAGUUAUCAAUCAACCAUCAGCAAUUGAUCGUCAUCAAGAUUUGUCAACGACAACUAACAAUAACAAUAUCUCAGAAAUAAAUAGUAAAAAAUUGUCAAAUCAAGAAUCAAAUAAUUCUAAAUUUACAAAUUUUUUUUUAAAUAGAAAACAUUCACCUUUACGUCCAUUAAUUAAACCAAUUGAUAAUAUAGAAAAACUUGGUCCAAAACAACCAUCAUCUACUGCUUUAUUACCAAAAGUUUUUGGAAUUAGGCAUUCUCUUGCAGGUGGUUCUAUAUAUUAA
Molecule: messenger RNA, 669 nt
Organism: Strongyloides ratti
Lineage: Eukaryota; Metazoa; Nematoda; Chromadorea; Rhabditida; Strongyloididae
Exons: 2
Coding region: 1-669 (222 amino acids)
Source: RefSeq, a predicted model, not a curated record